This is a messenger RNA of Corapipo altera (White-ruffed manakin), 5651 nucleotides long. It is a transcript of the gene KIF3C, whose product is annotated as kinesin family member 3C. The record is from RefSeq and is a predicted model, not a curated record. The coding region runs from base 2 to 2290 and encodes 762 amino acids. Gene Ontology annotation, molecular function: microtubule motor activity; microtubule binding; ATP binding. Gene Ontology annotation, biological process: microtubule-based movement. Lineage: Eukaryota; Metazoa; Chordata; Aves; Passeriformes; Pipridae. The transcript has 8 exons.
CAUGGCCGGUAAGCCCCGCAGCGGCUGCGAGGCGCUCCGGGUGGUGGCCCGGUGCCGGCCCAUGAGCCGGCGGGAGGAGGCGGCGGGAUACGAGCGCGUCCUGGAGCUGGACGUGAAGCUGGGCCAGGUGAGCAUCCGCAACCCCCGCGCCGCCCCCGGGGAGCUGCCCAAGACCUUCACCUUCGACGCCGUGUACGACGCCAGCUCCAAGCAGGCCGAUCUGUACGACGAGACGGUGCGGCCGCUCAUCGACUCGGUGCUGCAGGGCUUCAACGGCACCGUCUUCGCCUACGGCCAGACCGGCACCGGCAAGACCUACACCAUGCAGGGCGCCUGGGCCGAGCCCGAGAAGCGCGGCAUCAUCCCCAGCGCCUUCGAGCACAUCUUCACGCACAUCUCCCGCUCCCAGAACCAGCAGUACCUGGUGAGGGCCUCGUACCUGGAGAUCUACCAGGAGGAGAUCAGGGACCUCCUCGCCAAGGACCAGAGCAAGAAGCUGGAGCUGAAGGAGAACCCCGAGACGGGGGUGUACAUCAAGGACCUCUCCUCCUUCGUGACCAAGAACGUCAAGGAGAUCGAGCACGUGAUGAACCUGGGGAGCCAGACGCGCUCGGUGGGCAGCACCAACAUGAACGAGCACAGCUCCCGCUCCCACGCCAUCUUCCUCAUCACCAUCGAGUGCAGCGAGACGGGGCCGGACGGCGAGGAGCACAUCCGCGUGGGCAAGCUCAACCUGGUGGACCUGGCCGGCAGCGAGCGCCAGAGCAAAAUGGGGGCCCACGGGGAGCGCCCCAAGGAAGCCUCCAAGAUCAACCUCUCCCUCUCCGCCCUGGGCAACGUCAUCUCCGCGCUCGUGGACGGCAGGAGCACGCACAUCCCCUACCGGGACUCCAAGCUGACCCGCCUGCUGCAGGACUCCCUCGGGGGCAACGCCAAGACAAUCAUGGUGGCCACCUUGGGCCCGGCCUCCCACAGCUACGACGAGAGCCUCUCCACCCUCAGGUUCGCCAACAGGGCCAAGAACAUCAAGAACAAGCCCCGGGUGAACGAGGACCCCAAGGACACCUUGCUGCGGGAGUUCCAGGAGGAGAUCGUGCGGCUGAAGGCCCAGCUGGAGAAACGCGGGAUGCUGGGCAAGAAGAGGAGAAGGAGCAGCCGGAGGAAGAAGGCGACGGACGGAGAAGGCACCGUGGAGAACGAAGGGGAGGACGACAACGAGGAGGGCCUGGAGAAGAACAUGGAGAACUACUUGAAGGAGCAGAAGGAGAGGCUGGAAGAGGAGAAGGCCGCUAUCCAGGAUGACCACAGCCUGGUGAGCGAGGAGAAGCAGAAGCUGCUCCAGGAGAAGGAGAAGAUGAUCGAGGACCUGCGGAAGGAGCAGGAGGCCACGGAGCUGCUGGCCAUCAAGUACAAGGCGAUGGAGAGCAAGCUGCUCAUCGGGGGCAGGACCAUCGUGGACCACACCAACGAGCAGCAGAAGAUGCUGGAGCUGCGGCGGCAGGAGAUCGCGGAGCAGAAACGCCGGGAGCGGGAGAUGCAGCAGGAGGUGCUGCUGCGGGACGAGGAGACCAUGGAGCUGCGGGAGACCUUCACCUCCCUGCAGCAGGAGGUGGAGAUCAAAACCAAGAAGCUGAAGAAGCUCUAUGCCAAGCUGCAGGCCGUGAAGGCCGAGAUCCAGGACCAGCACGAUGAGUACAUCCGAGUGCGCCAGGACCUGGAGGAGGCCCAGAAUGAGCAGACGAGGGAGCUGAAGCUCAAGUACUUGAUCAUCGAGAACUUCAUCCCUCCUGAGGAGAAGAACAAGAUCAUGAACCGCCUCUACUUCGACGGCGAUGAGGACCAGUGGAAGUUCCAGCCGCUGGUGCCCACUGGAGGGAACAGCUCCCAGAUGAAGAGGCGCCCGACCUCUGCCGUGGGCUACAAGAGACCCAUCAGCCAGUACGCCCGGGUGGCCAUGGCCAUGAGAUCCCACCCCCGCUUCCGGGCCGAGAACAUCAUGUUCCUGGAGCUGGACCUCUCCCCCCCGGCCAUCUUCGAGUUCGAGCGGAGCGGGGACGGGGCGGAGCAGGACCCGCGGGCGCUGCACCUGGAGCGGCUGAUGCGCCUGGACAGCCUCCUGGAGCGGCCGGCGGCCUCCCGCCUGCGCAAGUCCCGCUCCUGGUGCCAGACGCCGCGGUCGCUGCCCUCCUCCACCACCCACGUGUCCCUCACCUCCGGCGCCGCCUGUGCCGCCGCGAUGCCAGCUCAGAUGCCAGCUCAGAUGCCAGCUCAGAUGCCAGCUCAGGAGUGACAUCCCGGAGCCCCGGUCCGGACUGAGCCCCAGGGGGCCGAGGGAGGGCCCCGCUCGUCCUUGUCUGCAGCUGCUUUGUGUGCGUGUGUUUGUGAGACACGAAGGACCUGCCCUUCCCUCCCCCCCUCCCUCCCUCCCUCCCUCCCCAUGCCCCUCCCCGGCCCGGAUCUGUCACUUUAUUUAUUUAACCUAUUUAUUUAUGGAGUGGUUGGUGGCGGAGGCAGGAGACGCGCUCGGACUGUUGGACGUGCAGGGCUGGCCCUGGGCACUCUGCUGACCCCCGGGUUUGCCCAGCUCCCAGCCCUGCCCACGCUGCCCAGCACAGGGCUGGGCAUGGCCAGGACACGCUCACCAGCCAGGAGGGGCACGGGACCCUCUCCAGGGGCUUUAGCAGGAGCUGGUGCUGCCUUUGCUGUGCUGGAUCCCAGGGAAAUUCGGAGAUUCCUACGCGGGUUUGGAGACUCGGUGGUGGCAGCGCCUUGUCAGAGUCCCCCAGUGGGACUCCCCAGCCUGACACUGGUGGCAGCAGGGACAUCUCACGGGCACGGGCACGGCUGUCACUCCAGGAGCACCAGCUCCAUCCACAGGGAUCACGGAGUCACCAAAGUCAACCAAAGCCAAGGGCUUUGUCCACCUGUGCCACGCUCUGGAGACACUCUGGAGACAGCCCCGGCCCGUCACGGUGCCUGACACCAUCUCCCGUCCCUGGGGUGGGACUCCUGACUGCAACAACAAGAGGUGGAACUUUGCAGCCCCUUCCAUCCGCCCAUCCCAAAGGCAGGCAGCGUGGGGAGCGGCGCUGCCUCUGGAAAACAGAGCUGUGGGAGGAGAGAGGCUCCAUCCUGCAGCUGAAGGCAGUGGAGAAACGUGGGACAAGGUGGUGAUGCCCAGGGGAGGGAGGUCAUCGCUCCCCUCCGGGCUGGGCAGUGCCACAGGGAGGUCACUUCUGAGCUGGGGGAGAUUUCCAAGCUGGGGGGGGAGGGAUGGGUGUGAAAUGUGGGGUGUGGGGAGGGGGGUCUGCUGGGGCUGUGAAUCCCAUCCCGGCUGCCACACGCACUCGGUGUCCCUGGGGGAUGCGGCUUCCGGAGGGAGGGAAGGUGGGACCUUGGUGAAGCCCCUUCCUGGCAGUGCCAGGCCAGCAGCUGUGCUUUCCCUGGCAUGGGGGGGGGGGUGAGGAGGUCUGUUUGUGUGGCACGAUUCUCAUGGAUAAGGGAGCGAUCCCCGGCUCACCUGGGAGGGUGUGGAUUGGCAAAGGGCCGGGCACAGGGAGUCCCCGGGCACAGGGAGUCCCCGGGAGGGCAGGUUGGAGAACAUUGCAGGGAGGAAAUGUCUCCUGGAAACAAAGAGAAUUCCUUCACAGGAUGGUUGAGAUUGGAAGGGACCCCUGGAGCUCAUCCAGCCCCCCGGAGCACGUUACCCAGGAUUGUGUCUGGCUUUGGAGUAUCCCCAGGGAGGGAGAGUCCAGAAGCUCCCUGGGCAGCCUGUUCUGUUCUCCCACUGUUGGACUGGUCACUGCUCACCCCGAUGGGCCUGGACAUGGGACGGGGUGAGGGAGCAAGGCACAGGCUUGGAGCAGGAACACCAGGAGCAGGAACAGCAGGAGCAGGAACAGCAGGAGCAGGAGAACCAGCUGUGCUGAGCUCGGAGCUGGGCAGGUCCCCCCAGCCGUGUCCCGUCGGUGCAGCCGGGCCGGGGGAAUCCUCCUGCUCUCACCCCUGCUCUGGCACGGGGUGUCUUCUCCUCAUCCCCUCUAACAUUGUCCUGCCUCAAGCUCUCGAUCGUUGCCCUCUGGCUCCACCUUCCCCUCUCCACCUGUCCCCCAUAGCACCUUCUGCCCCUCCAAAACCUUCGUCCCUUCUCCCCCCUCCCAGCACCUGGCUGGGAAUCCAGCUGGGAGCUGUAGGUGCUCCCAGAGCUGAGCUCCCUCCCUCCUGAGCUCAGCCUGGGGAGGAGGGUGCAGGGGAAGGUGUUUGAGGAGUGAGAGGUGGGUCCCUUCCACGGCGUGGGGUGGGUCUGUGUGCACGGGGACCCCCAGCAGCCAGGGGUGUCCGUGGGCAUCCCCCACAGCAAGCUGGCCCCGUGAAACCAUCCCCAUCCCUGCAAGUGUCCAAGGCCAGGUUGGACGGGGCUUGGGGCAACCUGGGCUAGUGGGAGGUGUCCCUGCCCAUGGCAGGGGGUGGCACUGGGUGAGCUUUAGGGUCCCUUCCCACCCAAACCGGUCUGGGAUUCCAUGAUCCCGUAGAACACGGUGGAUGGGAGAGGUGGAGCUCUUUGUUUAGUUUCCAGGAAAGCGUCUGGGAGUCGGGGUCGGGAAGCACAACCUCAGAACGGGGACAAGCUGGGGGGGGGGGGGGGGGGGCUGUGGGAAUAGAUUUUCCUCCCUUCCUUGUUUUCCACUGGCCCCAGUUCACCUUGGGCGGAUCAGCAGCUCGUGGAGCCCCGAGGGGUUGAACUGGUGACCGUCUCUGUGGCUCGGGGGUGGGACACAGCGCUGACGGUGCCCUCGCCCCCGGGCCAGGGAGCACCGCGGGCAGGGUGGGGGUGUGUGUGUGUGGGUGUGUGGGUGUCCUCCGGGCGUCACGGCGAGGGACAGGCCCCGCUCCAGCUCCAGCAGCACUGUGCUCACGGUGGGAUCCACGCGGGAGCCCCUCCAGCAGAGCACGGGACGGGAGCUCCCAGAGCAGGGAACGGGAUGAGCCCCUUCCAACAUCCAAGCGCCGCUGGUACCGCGGGGUCCGGGAGCCCCCCGAGCGCUCCCCCGGCCCGGCCGAGCCCCCCCGGCCCGCAGAGCCCGCGGAGGGGCCGAGCGGGUUCCCCGGGCCGUGUUCGUGGCGUCCGUCGGUGUCCGUGUGUGUCCCAGCGAGUGCGUGCCGGGUGUGGGGUGUUCCCGGGGUCCGGGACCGUCAGUGUGAGGGGCUGCACGGGGAGAAACCCCCGGGGGGACGGGGCUGGGCUGGGGCUUCCUUCUGUUGUUGUUGAACUGUUCCUUUGGGUUCCAGGUUUGGAGGUUUUUCCGCGCGGGGGUGGGUGCGGGUCUGUUCCGGGUUCAUGGACAAGGUGAGGGCCUCGAUUAGGACCAAAUUUUCGUGCCUGUUGCUCUGGUGAUUUAUUUAGAAAUCAAAAAGUUCACUGUCUGGUGGCCCAUCCUUGUCACUAUACAUAGGAAUAUACAGGACAUAUUAUAAAUAUAUAUAUAUUAUACAUACUGUGUGGAGAGAGGUGCCCGUCCCCCCGCUCCGGCCGGGACGGACCCUCCUCCCUGUGCUGUAACGUAGCUUCGACCCCGCGCUGGGAGCGCCCCGGGAGCGCCCGCGCCCUCCAACACGGCACCGACACAAUAAAGGAAUGAGCAUCAUGGCCA